Molecule: messenger RNA, 2740 nt
Organism: Cygnus olor (mute swan)
Lineage: Eukaryota; Metazoa; Chordata; Aves; Anseriformes; Anatidae
Product: tenascin-R-like
Exons: 14
Coding region: 443-2740 (765 amino acids)
Biological process (GO): cell-substrate junction assembly; heart development; nervous system development
Molecular function (GO): proteoglycan binding; integrin binding
Source: RefSeq, a predicted model, not a curated record
CAUAUUCCAGGACAGCGGAUAACGGAACCACGACAGGAAUGACAAAGGCUGAGCGUCCGGCUGGAGGCCGGGGAAGCAGAGCCGCACAGCGGGGAGCGGGGCAGGGGUCCCCGCUGGGUGUGAGGGGACCUGUCGGCGGGAGGGCAACGGGGGACCCUCUCGGCUCCACAGCAGCCUCUCUCCGCCGAGGGCAGGAAUGGCCGGCACGACGGGAGGGGGGGGGGGGGGGGGGGACGGAGAAAAAGGCAGCUGGCGCGGCGGCGGGGCCAGCCGAGGCUGCUUGUCCUCCCCAGGGGCACCUGGGGAUGCGCUCCCCUCCCGCCUGAGGUAGCGGGCACGGUCUUUGUGGUGUUUCACGGAUUUCUCUCAGUUGUGCGUUCCUGAGCCGAAAUUUAAGAAGCCCUCUAAUAAACAGGGCUCAGAGAGUCUAGGCUGUGACCAAAUGAAAAAGCCUGCUAGAGUAGCUUUGAUGGAGUGGACUGAAUUUCCCGAAGGAGAAGAUCCAGACUAUUAUAUUGUAACCUAUCAGCACGCAGAUGCUUUCAAUCAAAAAAAUGUAAGAAACAUUUCUAAACUUGAACAAAAACCUGUCAGUACUACAAUUCUGCUGGAGGAAAAUAAGACAUAUGAUGUUACAAUAGAAUCUCUAAAAAAUGGACAUAUCCUAGGUGUAAAGUCAUUUAACACACGUGGAAUUUCAGAAAAUGAUAUCAAAACAUUUGUGACAGCUACUACUGUGUCUUUUAAUUGGAGUGCAAUGACCAAAGAUUUUUCAGUUUCAGUUUCACUGAAUGAUACUUCUCAGUUUAUACAAAAAAACAAUGGAUUCUUUGUGUGGAGUGAUUUGACACCUGCAACUUUAUAUAUAUUUGAGUUUAUAUUUCACCAAUUACAUCUUGAAUUUAUAAAUGUGUCUCAAUCACUGGAUGUUCAAGCUGAAACAGGCACCUGUUCCCAGGGGUGGCUGGCAUUCCAAAGCAGCUGCUAUAGAAUGAGUAAGGAGAGUAAGCCAUGGAAGAUGGCACAACAAAUCUGUGAAAUGUCUUCGCAAGGGGCACAUCUUGUAGACAUAGGGAAUGAAGAAGAACGUGGUUUUAUUCUAUCUUAUCUCCAGACAAUUAGUCAAAUAGUCAUGUUAUGGACAGGUCUUAAUGACCUAAAGGACGAAGGUCAGCUGUUAUGGACAGAUGGAUCUCCUUAUCUUCUAAAGGCUGGUAUCUCAUCUUUGUCGAUGAUACCAGAAAAUGAAACACACUGUUAUGCUCUUCAGAGAGAUCACAGUGGCCCAGACUAUUUCUUCACAGGAUUUUUCUGCUAUAUACAGCUACCAUAUAUUUGUGAAUAUGAAUUACCCCUCGUACCAGAAAACUUCACAUUUAGUGUGCAUGAUGUCAAGACAACUGAAGCCGUGUUUAUAUGGAGUGAUACCGACAGCUGGCUUAAGUCAGGCUUUGCACUCAUAAUUAAGUACUAUUUUGAUCAUAUGAAACCAUACAUUCUGAGCUUGCCUGUGAAUACAACACAGACAAAAAUCGUGCCGUUGUCUCCUGGCCUUUGCUACAGGUUUUUACUAGCAGCAAGGAACCCAGAUGGGGCACAGACUGUCUUAAGUCCAAUUCUAACGGUAGAAACAAGGCCAUUGCACUCCCAGAAGUUAGAGACUACGUACGUUUCAUCUGCAGAAAUACAUUUAAAGUGGAAGCCUCCACAGCAUUCAUCCAGUGCUUAUUUUCAUUAUUACCUUAUUAACAUUUUGGAUACUGAAACCAAUGUCUGGGAACAGUUACCAGUUGAAAAAAGCAAGACUUCAAUAGUUAUAGGAAAUGUAAAACCCUAUCAUCAGUAUCAGAUAUAUUUACAGAACGUAGCAGAGAAGGGAACUCUAAGCUGCCACGAAAAGCCUAUAUUAAUCACAACAGCUGUCAGUCCACCUAUAGCUGUUUUUAUUUACCCUGAGGAUGUACAAGAAGAGAGUGUAAUUCUUCACUGGAAACUGUUGCAAGAGGAUCAGGGAUCCUACAUUCAGGUGAAACCUAGUGCAGACAUCAGUGAAACUAUGAAGUUUUUAGUAAACAAUACAGAAGAAUUUAAGAUUGAUCAUCUAAUACCUGGAAUGUCUUAUGAAAUAGCAGUGGCAAGUGUGAAUAAUGGAAAUAUGAGUGAACCGAAGACCAUUCAAUGCACUUUAAAGCCCAAGCCAGUUCAAAUUGUAGUUCCUUAUGUGCUUCAUAGCAAUGCUGUGGUAUUAUUUGUUCGCAUGCCUGAUAUUGGAGUAUUUGAUGGCAUAUAUGUUACAACUAAUGGAGGGCCUAAUGCAACUUUCAUUUUGAAACGUGAUGGUAAAAUAACAAUUGAAAACCUUACUCCAGGAACAGAAUAUGAUUUUUGUGUCUCCACAAAAAGCGGAAAAAUGUUGAGCUCCUUUUACCAUGUAACUGGUGUAAAAACAUGUCUGGCAGCUCCACUCAAUGUACGAGAAGGUAAUGUUACAGACACUUCAAUAGAAAUUGCUUGGAACCGUGCUGAUGGAGAUUUUCAGCGAUAUGAAGUCACAUGUACAAACUGUGCAAGUGCUUUCAGGGUCCAGAAGGUCAGGCAAGAAACAGCAACAUUUUCCGACCUUAUUCCUGGUAAGCUGUACAAUUUUACAAUUCGAACAGAAAAGGAAGGUUUCAGAGACAGCAUUUUUGUCACAAAGGAAAUAGAAACAGCCUAUGAUGAACUUCUGAUGUUAACAUAA